Molecule: messenger RNA, 1784 nt
Organism: Zootoca vivipara (common lizard)
Lineage: Eukaryota; Metazoa; Chordata; Lepidosauria; Squamata; Lacertidae
Gene: MPZL2
Product: myelin protein zero like 2
Biological process (GO): cell-cell adhesion
Cellular component (GO): plasma membrane
Source: RefSeq, a predicted model, not a curated record
AGCCCUCUUGGCUCCACCUUGUUUAGUCCCGUGCCAGAAGGGCACCUGAGAGGAGUGGCUGUACUCUGCUGCAGCAGUCCGCCUCCUCUCCACCGUCCCAGCGGCUGUGGACAUGGCACCUUGUUCCCAGGGGCUGCCUGGCCCCAGCUGGGUGGGCUUCCUGCUGCUAGUGCUCUGGCCUGUGUCAGCUGUGGACAUUUACACUCCUAAGUCCCUGGAAGUCCUGAAUGGGACAGAAGUGCGCUUGAAAUGCACCUUCCGCAGCUAUUCCACAGUCGGGUCAAAGUUGACAGUGUCCUGGCACUUCCAGCCUGAGGAACCUGGCAGAUCUGAGUUUGUUUUCUACUACAGUGAGGAGCCUUUCCCGCCGACAUCAGGUCGCUUCAAAGGCAGAGUCACAUGGGAUGGCAACAUCCACAGGAACGAUGGCUCCAUUAUCCUUUGGGACACCAAGCCCAGUGACAACGGGACCUUCCAGUGCCACGUGAGGAACCCGCCCGAUGUGGACGGUCCGACUGGCGAGAUCCAGCUACGUGUGGUGACGAAAGUGACUUUCUCAGAGAUCCACAUCCUAGCAUUCGUUAUCGGCGCUGUCUGUUUUCUGAUGAUUGUCAUCGUUGUCGUGGUUGUCAUCUGCCGCUCCCGGAAGAGAAGGCAUGGAGAUAUGGAGUCAGAAGUGGAGGAGACAGAACUGUCAGAGAAGGAGAAUUCGAAAGAGACAGAGAAGCACUUGCUAGAAGAGGGAGCCUAAUGUGCCCGGUCUACUGCCCACCCCCAUAGGAGCUGGAGGCUGGUUCUUCAGAGUUCUGGAUCAGAGAUGGCGGAUGCCACAAGACAGCUGUCCCUGAUUCCCUUGCCUUAGAGAAGUGCAUCACCACUGUUAUCUUCAAAGGCCCUCUGAGGCUGCAGCUCUUGGUGGAAAGACCUUAAGGCUUGGCCUAUAGCAGAGUGUGGCGGUUCCUAGUGAUGCUAUAGUGUGUGUCUGGAGGGGUCAUGGGUGGCUCCCCAGCCCUGACCUGGUGCAUAUCUGUGGGGAAUUAUUCCAAGCAAACAACUGUCAGAAAAGGCGAAGACUCCAACACACAGCCUCUUUCUCAACUAGGACUAUGCCACUCUUGCACAAAUACAGUCCAACUUUCUAAGUUUUUGGGGAGCUCAGCCUGGCUAGACUCCUGAGGCUUAAAGGAUAAUAAUAAUAAUAAUAAUAAUAAUAAUAAAUUAUUUGUACCCAUAGGAGAAGCCCUCCCUACCCCUCCACAGCUAAACUGUUAAGCAGAGAAUAGAAUCAUAGAGUUGGAAAGAACAAUCAGUCCAGCCCCCUGCAAUGUGGGAAUCUUUUUGCCCGAGGUGGGGCUCAAACCCACAACCCUGAGAUUUUCCUGCUCUGCCAGUUGAGGUGUUGCUCAAGAGUCACAGCCCACAGUGCUCCAAUCAUCCUAUCACCAGCAGUUCAGUAUCCACAGUAGCUCCAAUAACUGUAGGGCUGGUCAACAUUAUGAGCCCAGGAAGAAAGAAGCUGAUGAUGGGUGGGGCGUCUGGGUUUCUGUUUCUUCACAGUGAGCCAUCACCAUCCCUUUCCCUGCACACAUUGCACCCCAGGCGCAAGCCAAGAUUCUCUUCCUCCUGGAAUUCUGGAGAUGCAAACUGACUUGUCCAAAUGCUGCGACAAACCCCUCCUCCCUCAGAAUUUGCACCCAGGGCCAUUUGCAAUUCAACAGCUUUCAGGACUGGAGGCUUUUCAGGAAGCCUCAGCCAGCCCCCCUCUGCGCUGUAUAUUUAUUGUU